GCUAUUUCAGAUAAAUCGCGUUCGGAGGCUGGCGAUCAGUGGAGAGAAAAAAACGAGUCAAAGAUUUGCGAGGCCCCCAGGAGCAGCUCGGCCGGAAAUCAUAAACAACCCGUGCGCCGAACCAUUGUCUCGGAACCGGAAUUGGAAUUUUGGACUAGGCGCGGCCACAUGUGACGUGCGUGGUGUCAUAAUUUUUGGACGGGAACUCUACCCCCUUCUGGAUUUAUGUUACAUUGUGUUGGGUUGGGGAUUUGGCGUGGAGGAAAAAAGGGAGAAAUUUAGUUGGGAAAAUAUGCACUAACACCGAUGCCUCGAUGAGUUUGGGGGAAUAAAAAGUGGUGAUUGUAUUGAACUAGUUCAGUUAUUUGAACAAUGGUAGCUCGAGUGAAGUCAAUUUUGCUGGGAAAACAGUUUGGUUGUGUCCAAUUACGAGUGGGAUCGUGAGCAAACUAAUCAAAAAUCUGCGAAAAAGUUUUUUUUUGUGUUAAAAAGUGAAAAAGGAAACAAUAAAAAGCAGUGCUGCCAGUUGCUGGUGAUGGCCGAUCCUCAUGUCGGGGACCGGUAAUGUCCGCCAACCGCCACCACUCGCCGUACAAUGCGGGCCCACGAUGGGCCAACAAUCAUCACUAACGACGACCACCACCGGUGCCGGCCAGGCCAACAGUUAGGAGGAGGAAGAGGUGGGGAAGAAGGAAAGGGAGUUGGGAGGACUAAACGGACAAGUUUGGGAAGUUUGGCAGUGUCAGUGGCCACAGUGGUGCUGGUCACGACUUUUUUGGUGGUUCCGGUUGGGGCUGGCCCGCGGUACUCGUCGCGGAUCGUCGAAACCAAGUCCGGAGCGAUCCGGGGCGUCAUCCUGGAGCUGAACUCCAAGUACCUGGAACCGGUGGAGGUCUUCAAAGCCGUCCCGUACGCUGCUCCACCCGUUGAGAACCUCCGGUACGAACCACCCCAGAAGCUGCCUCCGUGGAAGGGCACCAAGCUGGCCGACACCUUCGGGCCGGUCUGUCCCCAGAACUUCCCCGACAUCUCGAACCGCACGGUGGCGCUCGCGUCGAUGCCCAAGGGCCGCUACCAGCACCUGAAGCGCCUCCAGCCACUGCUGGCCAACCAGUCCGAGGAUUGCCUCACGCUCAACAUUUACGUGCCCGGCAGCGGAAGCCGCGGCCUCGAGGCACCAUACUCGAUCUUCUUCUACAUCCACGGCGAGGGCUACGACUGGGGCUCCGGCAACCCGUACGAUGGGUCCGUGCUGGCCAGCUACGGCCACGUGAUCGUCGUGACAGUCAAUUUUCGUUUAGGAAUCCUUGGUUUUCUGAAAACGCGUGCCUCCCCAUCGCCCGGUCCCGGGGGAAACCUCGGCCUGAUGGACAUCGUGUUCGCACUCCAGUGGGUGCGCGACAACAUCGCCGCGUUCGGCGGUGACCCCAAGCGGAUUACGUUGGUCGGCCACGACACCGGGGCAGCGCUGGCCAACAUGGUGCUGAUCUCGAAGACGGGCAAAGGCCUCAUCCACCGGGCCAUCCUGCUCAGCGGUUCGGCCCUAAGUCCGUGGGCGCUCAUCCCGGAUCCGGACGCCACCCGGCAGGAGGUGUCCCAGCAGAUGGCCUGUCACCUGUUGGUGGACCCCCCGCCCGGGAAGCCAGCUCGGCGCCCAUCUACCGACGACAUCACCGACUGCCUGCGGGACAAACCGCUGGAGGCCCUGAUGGGCGUAAGACUGACCACGGUGCGGUUCAUGCCGUCCUGGGGACCAUUCCUGCCGCUGGAGGACGCACUCGAUCCGGAGUUUGCCAUGGAACACUCCGGCGAGGGGUUCAUUACGAGCGAACUGAUGCUGGGCAUGACGACCACCGAGAGUUACAACGACUUUAGUGCGUCGGAUAUUCAGUACGGCCUGGAGGAAGACCAGCGGAACCGGUUGCUGCGGACGUUCAUCCGGAAUGCGUUCACCUUUCAUCUGAACGAAAUCUUCUCGGCCGUGCGGAACGAGUACACGGACUGGGACAAGCCGAUCCAGCAUCCAAUCAACAUCAGAGACUCAACGAUGGAAGCACUCAGCGAUGGCCACACGGUGGCUACGUUGAUAAAGGUGGCCUAUCUGCACGCCAGGAGGGGCGCCAAAACGUACAUGUUUCACUUUGGCUACCAGAGCAAGGAGAGCGAGUAUCCGCAGCGGCUGGGCAGCGUCCGCGGCGAGGACCUCCCGUACAUGCUGGGCCUGACGCUGGUCCAGGGCGCGCCGUGGUUCCCGCAGAACUACUCGCGCCAGGACAUGGGCGUGAACGAGGCCGUGCUCAACUUUGUGACCAACUUUUGCAAGACGGGCGACCCGAACGAGGCUGGCCACCAGGCCCCGCUGCUCCAUCCGGAUUACGGAACGGCCAAGGAACGGACGCGCUUCCGGGGCAUCAUGUGGGACACCUUCGAGACGACCACCCAGCAGUAUCUGAGCAUAUCAACCAAACCGAAGAUGCGUAGUCACUACCGGGGCCACAAGAUGGCACUCUGGCUGAACCUGAUCCCACAGCUGCACCGGCCCGGCGACGCGGAAGUGUCCAUGCGGCAUCAUCACUUCCGCGAGCGCGAGCCGCACUUUUACGCGGGUUCCGUCCGGGCAGAGUCCUUCAGCCGGCCACGGAUGUUCGGGGGCGGAGGCGCCGGCGGAGGAAUCAUCAACGAUGCCCAGGAAUCACGGCUCGAGUCAUUUGGGACGGAAUGCACUCCGGAUCCGACGAUGGGCGAGGUGCUGCAGGAGGGCAACGGGAUGCUGGACGGCGGUGGGAUGCUCAGCGAGGAGGAGGAGGAGGAACUGCUGGAAAAGUUGGCCAACCGGCACUAUUACAGUUACACGGCAGCGCUGGGCGUGACGGUCGGCGUCGGUUGUUUACUGCUGCUGUUGAACGUGCUCAUCUUUGCGGGAAUCUACUACCAGCGUGACAGGUCCCGCCGGCGGAAGGCCCAACUGAGUGGGUUGGCAACGGGCGUUGGAGGAGGCAGCAGUGGCAGUGGCACCGGUUCCGGCGGCAAUGGAACACCGUGCAACAACCCGGACGAGGCAGACAUCCCCCUGACGACAAUCCCUUCGCCCUCACCCAGCUGCAAAUCGAAACGUGGUGGUGGCACCGGCGUGGUUCACGAACCUCCCCCGAGCUACGCCACGCUGCCGAAAAGGAGUAACGCCGCCAGCCAGAGUAACACCACGUGCAGCACCCUGACUGGCCACCAUCAGCACCAGCACCAGCAUCACCUGCAUCAACUGCCUCAGCAGCAGCAACUGCAUUCCGGAACGAAGGACACCAACCUGACGACGGCCACCCUGGGGCGGGCCGGCAGCUUCUCCCACAAACAACAGAACCAUCUCCACCAGCAACACACCUCGGUGACCAUCACACCGAACCAACCCCCGCCCUCCCAUCACCAUCACCCCCACUCCCAUCCGGAGGCCACCGUCCACCAGCACCAAACCCUCCCCCGCUCGUCCUCCUCCUCCAUCAAAUCCGCUCCCCUCCCGCCGAUCCGAUCCUCCAGCACCAACGCCACCUCCUCGCCCAUGUCCUCCUCCCCCGUUCCCCCGCUGGGAGUGACGUCCUCCCCCUCGCCCUCUUCCGCGUCAACCCAACCGGCCGGCCAACCGGUCCCACUGACGUCGAUUCUUGUAAAUAGUAGCCAACACAACUACCAACAUCACCACCAGCAUCAACACGUGGCCGGAAGUGGCGGUGGUGACGUCAUCACCGUAGAUUUGGUCAACUCCACGUGUCCAGGAGGAGGCGGAGGCGGUAGCAAUUUUAUCACUAGUGGUAGUAGCUUAGGAACUAAUAGUAAUGGCGCAGGACAUCACCACCAUCACCAUCACAGUCAUGGGGGUGGGCAGGGAGGUGGUCCAGGGGUAGGUCAAACGGGAGCUGGCAGUAGUUCGACGCUGAAAAAGCGCGUUCAAAUCCAGGAGGUGACCGUAUAGCACCGGUACAGCACAGCUGACGACGAUCAGGAAGCUGUGUGAGGACAUAAAUGAACAUUAAAAUAGUCAAGAGAAAUGGUAAGAACAACUGAGUGAAGAAGGGAAGUCGUUGGAGGAUCGAACGAAGUAAAGUACUA
Molecule: messenger RNA, 4101 nt
Organism: Culex pipiens pallens (northern house mosquito)
Lineage: Eukaryota; Metazoa; Arthropoda; Insecta; Diptera; Culicidae
Product: neuroligin-3-like
Exons: 15
Coding region: 596-3964 (1122 amino acids)
Biological process (GO): neuron cell-cell adhesion; postsynaptic membrane assembly; presynaptic membrane assembly
Cellular component (GO): postsynaptic membrane; cell surface; synapse
Molecular function (GO): signaling receptor activity; neurexin family protein binding
Source: RefSeq, a predicted model, not a curated record